GGCGCCGAGUGCGCCCCUCCCUGGCCCGCCCGAGUUGCGGGCGGAGCGCGCUGGCCGCACGGCCCCAGGCCAUUCUCCGAGCGCCGCGCUUGUGGCCAGCCAGGCCCCCGCGACCACGUGCUAGGAGGAAGCUGGAGCUCCGUUAGGAAGAUGGAGUUGGCGACUCGCUCCCAGAUCCCUAAAGAAGUGGCUGACAUCUUUAACGCCCCCAGUGAUGAUGAAGAGUUCGUCGGUUUCCGAGAUGAUGUUCCCAUGGAAACCCUGUCCUCCGAGGAAAGCUGCAAUAGUUUUGAUUCCCUGGAGUUGAGAAAACAGCAGGGUGUGCAUUUCCAUUCUAAAUACUUCACGGAUGAGCUGAGAAGAAUUUUUAUAGAGGACACUGACUCAGAGGCUGAAGAUUUUGAAGGAUUUACACAGAGUGAGCUGAACAUAAAGAGUAACCCAGAAGUAAUGCUUGUGGAGUCAGAUUUGAGCGACAAUGGCAAAGCAUCUCUGGCGAGUGAGGAAGAGGAUGAUGAUGAAGAAAAGGGUGCACCCAGGAGAGGCAGACCUAGAAGCAGCAGCAUUGGCCUUCGAGUAGCCUUUCAGUUCCCCUCCAAGAAAUUGGCAAAGAAGUCAGAUAAAAAUGGUUCUUCUGAGUUGUUUUCUAGCUCAUACUUACAGGACAGUAAAAAAAUGAUUGGAAGAAAGAAAAGCUGCAGGCCGGCGAUGGAAGGGGAAGAUUCUGACUCUGAGGAUGACUCCAGAGAUGAGAGCCAGGAGGGCUCGGAUGCUGUGCUGAAGAGGACCAUGAACAUCAAGGAGAACAAGGCCAUGCUUGCUCAAUUAUUGGCGGAAUUGAAUUCAAUGCCAGAUUUCUUCCCAGUUCGAACCCCGACCUCAGCUUCUAAGAAGAAAACAGUGCGACGGGCCUUCUCAGAAGGACAGAUCCCAAGGCGCAUGAACCCAACCCGAAGUGCGCGGCCCCCAGAGAAGUUUGCUCUAGAAAACUUCACUGUUUCUGCCGCAAAAUUUGCAGAAGAGUUAUACAGUUUUAGAAGAAGGAAGACAAUUAGUGGGGGGAAAUGCAAGGGGUAUAGACAGCGUCGUCGUGUAUCUUCAUUUCGGCCAGUGGAGGAUAUCACUGAAGAGGACCUGGAAAAUGUUGCCAUAACUGUUCGAGAUAAAAUCUAUGAUAAAGUUCUGGGUAACACGUGCCAUCAGUGUCGGCAGAAGACCAUCGACACCAAGACCGUGUGUCGGAACCAGAGCUGCGGCGGGGUGCGAGGACAGUUCUGUGGGCCAUGCCUGCGCAAUCGCUACGGCGAGGAUGUGAGAUCGGCGUUGCUGGACCCGGAUUGGAUGUGUCCUCCCUGCCGUGGGAUCUGCAACUGCAGCUACUGUCGGAAGCGUGAUGGCCGCUGUGCCACGGGGAUCCUCAUCCAUCUCGCCAAGUUUUAUGGCUAUGAUAAUGUUAAGGAGUAUCUGGAGAGCUUACAGAAGCAGCUGGUAAAAGACAAUUGAGAGAAAAAAGAACAAGCCAACUCAGAAUACUCCAAGACAUGCAUACCAUUUGUGCCUAAGAUUUGUUAAACUUGUAUUUUUAUACAGAAAUUCUU
Messenger RNA from Heterocephalus glaber (naked mole-rat), 1598 nucleotides. It is a transcript of the gene Cdca7l, whose product is annotated as cell division cycle associated 7 like. Lineage: Eukaryota; Metazoa; Chordata; Mammalia; Rodentia; Bathyergidae. The record is from RefSeq and is a predicted model, not a curated record. Gene Ontology annotation, cellular component: nucleus. Gene Ontology annotation, biological process: regulation of DNA-templated transcription.